Messenger RNA from Thalassophryne amazonica, 1952 nucleotides. It is a transcript of the gene surf4, whose product is annotated as surfeit 4. Lineage: Eukaryota; Metazoa; Chordata; Actinopteri; Batrachoidiformes; Batrachoididae. Gene Ontology annotation, biological process: Golgi organization. Bases 209 to 1018 code for a protein of 269 amino acids. Gene Ontology annotation, cellular component: membrane; endoplasmic reticulum; endoplasmic reticulum-Golgi intermediate compartment. The transcript has 6 exons. The record is from RefSeq and is a predicted model, not a curated record.
GUUGCACAGCCAUGUAGGGGGGCUCCGUCAAAUCGCGGUGCAUUGUGGGGCGGAGGCAUGCGGCCUUUCUGUUAACGGCGAAUCGAGAAAACCUGUAAAUAACGUUAUCCGGGGAAGGAAGUGUUUGAGCGCAGUACGGGGAAGAUAACGCUUUGAAGCUGCACUUGACCUUCUGUUUUUAAAAAAAUAAUAUAUAUUUUUCUUAAAGAUGGGGCAGGAGGAUCUCAUGAAUAAAGCCGAAGACUUUGUAGACCAGUUCCUGCGGGUAACCAAACAGUACCUGCCCCACCUGGCGCGAUUGUGUCUCAUCAGUACCUUCCUGGAAGAUGGCAUACGCAUGUGGUUCCAGUGGAAUGAACAGAGAGACUACAUCGAGGCUACUUGGAACUGUGGCUAUUUCCUGGCCACAUUCUUUGUGCUGCUAAAUCUUGUAGGACAACUGGGUGGCUGUGUCCUCAUCCUCAGUAGAAAUUUUGUACAGUAUGCAUGCUUUGGAUUGUUUGGCAUCAUAGCGUUACAGACUGUUGCAUACAGCAUUUUAUGGGACCUUAAAUUUUUGAUGAGAAACCUUGCCCUAGGAGGGGGUCUGCUUCUGCUGCUGGCUGAGUCUCGCUCUGAAGGAAAGAGCAUGUUUGCUGGGGUCCCCUCCAUGGGAGAGAGUUCCCCAAAGCAAUACAUGCAGCUGGGGGGUCGAGUACUGCUUGUGCUCAUGUUUAUGACUCUGGUCCACUUUGACUCCAGUUUCUUCUCGAUCCUGCAGAACAUGGUUGGGACAGCUCUCAUCAUCCUGGUGGCCAUUGGUUUCAAAACCAAGCUUGCGGCUUUGACCCUUGUGGUCUGGCUCCUGGCUAUCAAUGUCUACUUUAACGCCUUUUGGACCAUCCCUGCCUACAAGCCCAUGCACGACUUCCUCAAGUACGACUUCUUUCAGACCACUUCAGUCAUUGGCGGCUUGCUGUUGGUGGUUGCACUUGGGCCUGGUGGAGUGUCAAUGGAUGAGAAAAAAAAGGAGUGGUAGAAACAGUGGGGGUGAGAUGGCAGGAUUGCACACCGCCAUUAAUUUCUUCCCACUGACUGGAACAUAAAGAUGCCCCAUUCCCCAGUUCACCCACUUUUUUUCUCUCCCCCUUUCAUGUCGACAGACACCACCUCAUUCAUCAAUGGACAUUCACCUUUUUUUUUUCUCUUGUACUAACCUCCACCCCAAAAAAAAAAAAAAAAAAAAAAAUCAUGUUCAUAAUGGCAGUUUUUCUUUUUUCUAAGAUCUUCUCAUUAGUCCUCUUUUUUUAUGACAGAAUAAUAAAGAUUUGUGUAUUUGAGUGCAAGAUACUCAUUCUUAUGAAAGAAAAUACUGUUUGUUCCAUGUGCAGAAAGAAUGAACCUGGUAUUGUAUUUUAUAGAUGUUAUGCCAUAAAUUGUCAGAUUAGCUUUCAUAUUUUAUAAAUAAAGUGAGUCAACUGCAGCAGGUUGGGGUUCCACUGUGGAUGCUGAUCUUUUCCUCUUAUUGGCUAUCACGCUGACUGCAUUGCACACUGCUUUACAGGAAUUCACUUUAUAGGUUUGCAUCUCUGCACGCAGUGUUUGACACAUGCUAGGUUUUGGGAGUCAAAUCUGGAAAAGGUGGGUGUGAACAUGCAUACAAAGAAAUUGUGCUCGACUUGAAAAUUGCAACACAGUUGGGUUGGACUUAGGCAUUUUGUACCAAAUGUCUUUUUUUUUUUUUUUUUUUUUUCUUCCCCUCUUCAAAUGGCUAACCAACCUAAAUGUGACCAGGAUGGGAGGAUUCAGCAAGCCAGAGUGAGGAAGCUGUCAUUUGCUACCAGGAUCUUGAUCUAUGCUCAGCGUCUUUUUGCUGUGUAAGAAGAUUUAAAUUCAGUGUGUUGAUAUUCAGAAGUUUAUAUUGUAUUUUUGAUCUUUGUUUUUUUGGAAGAGCUCAUGGAGAAGAAAUAAAA